Molecule: messenger RNA, 2116 nt
Organism: Girardinichthys multiradiatus
Lineage: Eukaryota; Metazoa; Chordata; Actinopteri; Cyprinodontiformes; Goodeidae
Gene: nfyal
Product: nuclear transcription factor Y, alpha, like
Exons: 10
Coding region: 218-1270 (350 amino acids)
Biological process (GO): regulation of transcription by RNA polymerase II
Cellular component (GO): CCAAT-binding factor complex
Molecular function (GO): RNA polymerase II cis-regulatory region sequence-specific DNA binding; DNA-binding transcription factor activity, RNA polymerase II-specific
Source: RefSeq, a predicted model, not a curated record
AUUGGUAGUUGUCAGCACGGAUUGGUUUGUCAUGGACCAACCAAAUUACUAACCCUGCUUAAUGCAGGAAAAAAAUUAAAUUUGAGUGUAAAUUUGACCGCUGUGUCCUCGGACUUGUUUAGCCACAAAGACCUUCGUCUUCUCGCUCGGUGUUGGGCUUCUGCGGGGGGAAUCAUGAGCUCUCUGCUGCACUAAUGAGGAUUGAACAUAUUAAGUCAUGGAGCAGUACACCACUGCCACCACUACAACAGGGGAGCAGAUUGUUGUGCAGACUGCUAAUGGACAGAUCCAGCAGCAGACACAAGGCACAGUAACGGCUGUGCAGCUGCAAGCAGAGGCGCCAGGCCAGCAGGUGCAGACACUCCAGGUAGUCCAGGGACAGCCCCUAAUGGUACAGGUGAGCGGCGGACAGCUCAUCACAUCUUCAGGGCAGCCCAUCAUGGUGCAAGCCAUGUCAGGAAGUCAGGGCCAGACCAUAAUGCAAGUUCCUGUGUCCGCAGCUCAAGGUCUGCAGCAGAUCCAGCUGGUGCAGCCUGGUCAGAUACAGCUGCAAGGCGGGCAGACUCUGCAGCUCCAAGGCCAGCAGGGUCAGCCUCAGCAAAUCAUCAUCCAGCAGCCCCAGACAGCUAUAACUGCUGGACAGAACCAGAGCCAGCAGAUCAGCGUACAGGGGCAACAGGUGGCACAGACAGCAGACGGACAGACCAUCGUCUACCAGCCCGUCAGCGCAGAUGGUUCUGUUCUGCAGCAGGGAAUGAUCACAAUUCCCGCGUCCAGCCUGGCAGGUGCCCAAAUAGUACAAGCAGCAGGGGGCGCCAACACCAACACUAGCAACAGCGGCCAAGGCACUGUGACCGUCACCCUGCCUGUCUCUGGCAACAUGGUCAAUACAGGUGGAAUGGUCAUGGUAAGAUCCUGUUCAGAGAUGGUGCCUGGCGGUGGUGGCGUUCCCACAAUGCAGCGUAUCCCCCUGCCAGGGGCCGAAAUGCUGGAAGAGGAGCCUCUGUACGUCAAUGCCAAACAGUAUCAUCGUAUCCUGAAGCGAAGACAAGCCCGGGCCAAGCUGGAGGCUGAGGGCAAGAUCCCCAAGGAGAGGAGGAAAUACUUACACGAGUCUCGUCACCGCCAUGCUAUGCAGCGUAAGCGUGGAGAUGGAGGACGGUUCUUCUCCCCUAAAGAAAAGGAGGAGGCGGCUUUAGGCCUAUCACAACAGGAAAUAGCCCCAGCAGCAUCAGAUGAGACCGUGACUCAGAUGAUCAGAGUGUCGUAGCAUUAUCCCUGACAUCGUGGCCUGCCUGAGACUCUUCUUCCCAGCUAAGCAUUCGACACACUCUUCAGUAGGUCCUCCUCGCCUCAACACAACCAGCGGUGCUUUCACUGUGGGGUUUUUUCUUCUCUCUCAACUUCUUCACUGGUCUUCCAGGGAGCUGGCUGCGUCACAGCUAAGCCAGUGAAAAUCUCUGUUCUUCUUCUUUAAAAUGGAGGACGUUAUCAUGUUGGCUGAGCCCUGUUUUGUUUUUGUUUUUUCUUAAGGAUUUUUUGGCAACUCCUCACACAGAGGAAAAGACAGUCAUGAAGCCAUACUCUGUCAUACCCUGGUCUGUUGAAAAUUCGUUGAUUUGUCUCCAGUUGACACUUUUGCUUUAAACAGUUUUAUAAAUGGUACCUUUUUUGUUUUUUGAGGCAUUUGUUAAUUUACGCCAACCUGCUGUUUAUAUCAUUGAUUCCUGCUUUAUACAAAAAAUAUAAUUAUUUAAAUCCAUGUACUUUUUGGACUUGUCUUAUGGCUGCAUAGUACAUGGUACUCCACAGAUGUGAUAGUAAUGUGAAGACAUUGUAUAGAAGGACUUUUGUUCCCCAUACAAGUUUUGUGGAUGCAUUUUAUACACUUUAUGGAUGGACUUAGUGCUUUGCUGGAAAAAAAAGUGUUUCUUUGUAUUACACACUUCAUUCAUGCAUAGUUGAAAACCUUUCAUCUGUAAGUCCACCUAGGAGUUUUUUUUUUCUUUGUAGAUAGAGAUUUUUAUCCAUCAAUGUUAAUAUUUUUUUUAUAAUUGUGAAAAGGUCAUUGUCUUCAAUAACAACCUGUCAAUUAAAAUUUUAUUACGAAACUCUA